Molecule: messenger RNA, 2775 nt
Organism: Laccaria bicolor S238N-H82
Lineage: Eukaryota; Fungi; Basidiomycota; Agaricomycetes; Agaricales; Hydnangiaceae
Exons: 12
Coding region: 1-2775 (924 amino acids)
Biological process (GO): cell surface receptor signaling pathway; protein phosphorylation
Molecular function (GO): protein kinase activity; ATP binding
Source: RefSeq, a predicted model, not a curated record
AUGGAUAUCCCAUCCAUUGUCUCCACUGCUGUCGGAUGUGUUCCACUUCCCGGCCUCAAAGUUGCGUUUGAUACUUUCCAAUGGAUUUGGUCAUCAGUGGUGCAGGUACAAUCCAACAAGGCGCAGCUCAUUCAAUUAGCCAGCGCCAUCGCAGAGCUCCUCACCACUCUUCAAGGCAACCUACGCGCAUCUCUCACUCCUGAGCAAGGCGCGAGCUUGAAGCGAUUGCAGACGCUGCUGGACGAGAUUUCGUCGUUUGUCUCAGGGUUACAGCAAAUGCACUUCCUCAAGGCGCUCUUUCGCAAGGAUGAGGUUUCUGCAGCUAUCACAGCCUACCACGAGCGGAUAUAUCAUGCGUGCGAUGCAUUCAAUAUUUCGAGCCAGAUCAAUCUCCAAGUAUGGCUUGCACAGUCAGAAUCGACAAAGCGAGCGGAUUAUGCUUCUCUCGAGCUUCUACUUCAGAAAAUGAAUUAUGACCAGGUCGCUAUGUUGGACUUGCUGAAUAUCUCAGACACCAAACAGGACACGCUUCUCACCAUGAUGAUUGCUUUGCAGCAGGCUGUGACCCGCAUCUCGAACAACACAGAACGCAUGUUUAUGCAACAAGCCGUACGCGUUAUUCAGCGAUAUUCCACGUCUGCACAGGAUGUCAAUGACCUACCAACCUGGCUUGUCACAUCAUGGGAGGUGGACAUUGAGCGAAAGAAGAUCGGAGCUGGUGGUUUCGGCAAGGUUUACCCUGCAAAGUGGCAUGGAACGAAGGUCGCAAUUAAGGAGCUCGAUAGCCAAACCUCCCCGGAGCUUUUGAAACAGGAAGUCGAUAUUUGGAGCAAACUCCUUCAUCCGCAUGUCCUUCAGUUCCUUGGUGCAGCAAUAUACGAGGCAACGCCAUUCUUGGUCAUGCCCCUCAUGAUCAAUGGUAACUGUCUCGAUUAUAUCAAGAAAAACCCAAGCGCUGACCGCGGGUUACUUGUUUGUCAAUCCUUAUUCAUGUACCGCCAAUCCUUGUUCACGACUCUCCCGUGUUUCCAGAUCCAUCAGAUUACUUUGGGCUUGGCUUACCUCCACUCAAGAAGACCCCCCAUUCUUCACGGUGAUCUCAAAGCCGUGAAUGUUCUGGUCAACGCUAGUGGAGACGCUAUUCUUGCAGAUUUUGGGCUUUCGAGAGUUAAUCGUGAUAUCAGCACUCGGAGCUCGCGGGUGCACACUGCAGGGAGCCUCAGAUGGAUGGCCCCCGAACGCCUUCGUUCCGGCAAGCUCACCACAGAGACAGACGUCUACGCUUUUGCCCUGACUGUAUAUGAGAUAUACACGGAGGCAAUCCCAUUUGGUGACAUCGACGAUAGCAUGCUCUACACGCUCGUAGUCAAGGAGGACGAACGGCCACGCCAGCAUGACGAAGAUGCAAUUCCACCUUACAGCAUAGACGAUCGAGUCUGGGUCAUUCUGACCCGAGCUUGGGACCCCAACCCACGUCAGCGACCUAGCGCCGUACAACUCGUAGAUAUGACAGCAACAUUACUUUCAGAAAGCUCUCGCCCUGCUAAAUCGCUUUCGCCGCUGCCUCCAGCGGAAUCUGUUCCGCUAAGCCCUACACAGCCAGCAGAAGCUCGUGAUGAAGCCACAGGGACGCAGAAGCUACCGACUUGGGUGGAAUUAGCAUCAUCUCCGGAUGUCAGGGUGCAGCUCCAGGCAUGCGAAGGCUUGAUUAGAGACCUCCGAGAGACGCCAACGAUGCACCUGCUCACGGAAGUAUUGGAACAGUUGAUUCGCUUGCUGAUGAGCUCAGACCUGAAAGUCUCCAAUAGUGCAGCCUCUGUGCUUGGGCUUUACACCCACGUCCCGUCUUAUGGGUGGUUUACGAGAGAUCGCUAUCAGAAGGGGGUGUUUACCGAGAAUCAUGCAAGGAAUUGCAUCGCAGGGGGCGCGCUCCUUCCAUUCUCCGCGAUUCUGCAGCGAUCUCACGACAAACAAAACCUGGCAACAGCUUGUUAUGUGGUAGGUCAUCCCGCUUAUCGUACGCUUCCGUCCGCAAAUUUGCUUGCACUCAUUCAUGGAGAAUCGUUUUGCAGACAUAGCGACUCUGAAGUGCGGGCGGCGGCUAUACAAACUAUUGGCAAAAUAUCUGCCAACAAUGGAAAUUAUCGGGCUGAAUGCAUUGUUGCCGGCGCAUUGCCCUCUCUUUACGCCCUGCUCGUCUCGAGCGAUCUAGACUGCGUCCAAGAUGUCUGUGUCGAACUUCCCCAUCUCUUUGAUGGGUUUCAUGUAGAUAUAAAGAAGGCUGGUUUUCAUACACGUGUUAUGACAUUGCUCAACCACGAACGUCCGAAACUUUGUAUUGCGGCUACGUUUUGCUUGGUGAACAUCAUUCUCUACGGUGGCACACCCCACGAAGAACCAAACGAAUACGUGAAAGCAACAAUGCGGCUAUGCCUGAAAAAUAAUUUACUUCCCCGAUUACUCUCACAGCUGUCCUAUCCGGAUCGUCAAGUCAUUCUGUACACGUGUCAUGGUGUGCUUGACCUUACAUAUGGGUUUGCGGACAAGUUCAUUGAAGCGAAGAUCCAUGAGAGGAUGGUGAAUUUGGCUAGUGACGAUGAUUAUGAUAUCCAGAAUGCUGCGCAACUCUCUUUGAUUCGAUUUUGCUCUCAGAGCUCUUGGCUGUCCAAGAGGAGGCUGAAGAAAGCAGGAACUAUCGAUGUGCUCAAGAACUUGGCGAUCAGAGAUGUGUAUGCGCAAAUUGCAAUUCACUCUCUGUCAUCCAUCCUGCUGUAA